Erpetoichthys calabaricus (reedfish) is the source of this 635-nucleotide messenger RNA. RefSeq names its product peptidylprolyl isomerase (cyclophilin)-like 3 (gene ppil3). The record is from RefSeq and is a predicted model, not a curated record. NCBI's taxonomy places the organism in Eukaryota, Metazoa, Chordata, Cladistia, Polypteriformes, Polypteridae. Gene Ontology annotation, biological process: protein folding; protein peptidyl-prolyl isomerization. The transcript has 6 exons. Gene Ontology annotation, cellular component: catalytic step 2 spliceosome. The coding region runs from base 95 to 580 and encodes 161 amino acids. Gene Ontology annotation, molecular function: peptidyl-prolyl cis-trans isomerase activity.
ACGUCACCCGCCCGGUUAUAUUUUGGCAUUGCACUUCAAUAGAGUCUGCUGUCUGUAGUACCCAAUCGGGUAGCGACAGUGAUGUACCUUCACCAUGGCAGUGACUUUGUAUACUGAUUUAGGAGAUAUUAAGAUUGAACUUUUUUGUGAACGAACGCCAAAGGCCUGUGAGAAUUUCCUUGCACUUUCUGCUAGUGGAUAUUAUAAUGGCUGCACCUUCCAUCGUAAUAUAAAAGGAUUUAUGGUACAAACGGGGGAUCCCUCAGGCACAGGCAAAGGUGGGACAAGCAUUUGGAAUCGGAGGUUUGAAGAUGAAUUUAGUGAAUAUCUUAAGCAUAAUGUCAGGGGUGUUGUAUCGAUGGCAAGCAGUGGACCCAAUACCAAUGGCUCUCAGUUUUUUAUUACAUAUGGUAAACAGCCACACUUGGAUAUGAAGUACACUGUAUUUGGAAAGGUUAUAGAUGGACUAGAAACAUUAGACGAGUUGGAAAAGCUCCCAGUCAAUGAAAAGAAUUUUCGUCCUCUGAAUGAGGUGCAUAUCAAGGAUAUUACGAUACAUGCAAAUCCUUUUGCUUCCUAAUAUGAAAAUAUGUCUAUAGUGACUUAAAAUGAACUGUUAAAAAUAAGGAUUUUUU